Messenger RNA from Suillus discolor, 1628 nucleotides. Its product is annotated as Inosine/uridine-preferring nucleoside hydrolase domain-containing protein. Gene Ontology annotation, molecular function: purine nucleosidase activity. Gene Ontology annotation, cellular component: cytosol. Gene Ontology annotation, biological process: purine nucleoside catabolic process. Bases 298 to 1377 code for a protein of 359 amino acids. The transcript has 7 exons. The record is from RefSeq and is a predicted model, not a curated record. Lineage: Eukaryota; Fungi; Basidiomycota; Agaricomycetes; Boletales; Suillaceae.
UGUUUGCCACUGUUAGGACCGACAAAGGAACAAACCAAGAUCCUUAAUCCAAGUCUCAGUUUUCAAUUGCGCCAUUUUCAACUUGUUUGUUUCAAGUUUGUUUUAUGCAACUUACAGGAAGGUCUGCACCCAGUUACGACCUCUGAUUUAUGGUAGAUCAUCAUCGACGACGUUCGUUCCGUCCGGGUUUUGGAUAUGGACGUAGAUCAAUUGACUUUGCUUCUUAUCAGUCAGAUUACUGAUCACUGUUGUUGCCCUUACAAUCGGUCCAGUUCAGUCUGACUGAAACUAGAAGAAAUGAUGUUGAAAUAUGUCUGGUUAGAUGUAGAUCCGGGACAUGACGAUGCCACCGCACUUAUGAUGGCCUGUCAAUUAGAGAAUAUCAAGCUUCUUGGAGUAUCCAGUGUUCACGGCAAUGCGUCCGCUGAUUGCACUGCCAAUAACACCGCAAGGUGUCUGCACGCAUUUGCUGCACCUUCCGAUGUUCUAGUAUAUCCUGGCGCAUGCAAGCCGUUACUUCGACCCACAAAACACGACCCUGAAAUUCAUGGAGAAGAUGGCCUAGGAGGCGUUGUAGGGCUCCCUUCAGCUGAUAGUCCUGAAGUUCAGGCACGAUUCGCUCGGAAAGUCGAUGGGUCGUUGAUCCAUGCCAUCGAGGGGAUGGCAACAGCCAUCAAGGACGCAUGGCGCAAUGGUACUGGACAUCAAGUAUCAGUUGUUUCUUCGGGACCAAUGACGAAUAUUGCCCUAUUUGUAAGCGUCUAUCCCAGCCUUAUGGAAGCAGUGGAGCAGUUUGUAUUUAUGGGAGGCGGUGUGGGCGUUGGCAAUAGAUCUGCCGUCGCAGAGUUCAAUAUUAUGUGUGACCCUGAGGCGGCUCAGAUUGUCCUCGAUGCUCCAGUCAAGACUGUCAUGAUACCCAUAAAUGUGACACACACGGCGAUUGUCACUUCGGCUAUCCAUUCCCGCCUGAGAUCACCCCAUCUACCUUUCCUGGAUGGCGUGUUGGCACAUCCAUCCACCAAUCUCCGAAGCACACUGUCUUCUGUCAUCAGUUUCUUUGCAGGAACGUACAAGUCAACAUUUGGUUUCGAUCAAGGUCCUCCUCUCCAUGAUGCAUUGACCAUCACAUAUGUGUCCCAUCCCGAGUUCUUUAGAGCUCAACGUUUCAGAGUGGAUGUGGAGUUACAUGGUAAGCACACGGCGGGAGAAACGGUCAUCGACGUCUGGAAUUAUCGGGUAUGUGAUGACUCAUGGGGCUCUAAUGGGAAGAAUUGCGUUGUCGCCCAGUCAGUUCAGGUCGACCAGUUUUUUGAGUUGCUUUUGGAAUGUGUCUCCCGAUGUGAUGCCAUAUCUCCGCUCAACGUACAACAACAAUGAUAAUUUACAGCACCUUCACACUUCUGAUCGACUUACGACCGUUCUCUACAUCUACUCACGCUCUACUACCAUUGCUGAAGAUUUAUUCUUUUACUUACGUGUAUUCAAACACGAUGCGCUUUAUGACCAGUACAGAUGCCAUUUCUGCCAGGACUUUGCCGCACCUAUUAAGUCGCAGACACCAUAACAGUCGAGCGCUUUCAAUAAGGUUAUUCUUGCCUGGCGUCUGUCGCAGAAUUUCUAAUCAUACA